CCGUCUCCCGGGAGCCGCUAUGCAUGGUGCAGCUCAUGGGGAGUGCCAUGUUGUCAGGAGAGGAGAUCCUAUGCAGUACACGCCAGGUGAUUGCAGGGCUGGAGGCCUUACGUGGGGAGAAUCAAAACCUCCUGGACAGCCUGCAGGAAGCACUGCAGAACCGACCGUCCACUGAGACUGGUGUGGAGCAUGAGAAGAGAGGCAUUAUCCAGGAGUCCCUGGAGAGAAUUGAGCUGGGCCUGAGUGAAGCACAGGUGAUGAUGGCUUUGUCAGCACACCUGGGGUCCCUGGAGGCGGAGAAGCAGAAGCUGCGGGCACAGGUGCGCCGACUGUGCCAGGAGAAUCAGUGGCUGCGUGAUGAGUUGGCAGGCACCCAGCAGCGGCUGCAGGAGCGCGAGCAAGAGGUGGUCACGCUGGAGGAGCAGAAUCGCCACCUGCAGUUUAUGAGCAGCAUCCGGAAGUACGAUCAGGAGGAGCCUGCGCUGGAUGACAAAGACACUGCCUCUGCUAAGGAAUCCCUGGAUGACCUGUUUCCCACUGAUGAAGAAGAGCAGUCGCAGAUGUCCCAACCACACAGUAGCGCUGCUGCAGCUGCCCAGCAAGGAGGUUAUGAGAUACCUGCUCGGUUGCGGACCCUGCACAACCUGGUGAUUCAGUACGCAUCACAAGGCCGCUACGAGGUGGCUGUGCCCCUGUGUAAACAGGCCCUGGAGGACCUUGAGAAAUCUUCUGGUCACAGCCACCCUGACGUGGCCACCAUGCUCAACAUCUUGGCCCUGGUUUACAGGGACCAGAACAAAUACAAAGAAGCGGCCAGCCUGCUGAAUGAUGCCCUGGCUAUACGAGAGAAGACCCUGGGUGUGGACCACCCUGCGGUGGCAGCCACACUCAAUAACCUCGCUGUGUUGUAUGGCAAAAGGGGCAAAUACAAGGAGGCUGAGCCACUGUGUAAGAGGGCUCUGGAGAUUCGAGAGAAGGUGCUGGGAAUGGACCACCCAGAUGUGGCAAAGCAGCUGAACAACCUAGCACUGCUUUGUCAAAACCAGGGCAAGUACCAGGAAGUGGAGCAGUACUACGAACGUGCCCUGCACAUCUAUCAGAGCCGUCUUGGCCCUGAUGAUGCUAACGUGGCAAAAACCAAGAACAACCUGGCUUCCUGUUAUUUGAAGCAAGGGAAGUACAGACAGGCAGAAGCUCUUUACAAGGAAAUUCUGACUCGGGCCCAUGAGAAGGAGUUUGGAUCUGUUGAAGGUGAUGGGCGGCCAAUGUGGAUCACCACAGAGGAAGGAAGUUCCCGACAGGAUGGACUAGGCAGCCUGAAGCGCAGUGGCUCAUUUACAAAGCUUAGGGAGUCUAUCCGGAGGAGCAGCGAAAAGCUGGUACGGAAACUGAAGGGAGUGGGAGCGCAGGACAGCACCCCCCGAACUCCAGGGAUGAAAAGGGCCAACUCCCUUAAUGUGUUAAAUGUUGGAGUGCGAGAGAGCCAGGACACAGCCCAGAACCUCAGCAGUCUGACGGAGUCUCGUGGGCUUAGCUCCAGUACACAGAUUUUGGCACGUCGAGGGUCUCUGGGUGGAACCAGCUAACACAGCUUCACCUCUGAUCUCUGACCGCUAAGCACUUCCUUCUUAAAGCUUACUCAUUCCGUAGCACUGUGGCUGCCCUCCUGGAUUGUUCCCACAAGCCUGCUAGUUCUGCAGAACUCUGGAGGUUUUAGGAUAAGUUCUGCUUUUUCCUUUAUGUCUCCAAGAUGCAAGAAUAGGAAGACACCUUGAUGGGCAAGUCGCGUAAACUUGUCCAUUCUAAUGGAAAAUGGAAUUCUAACAAGUGUUGUUGAGCCUAUGGGGUGUCAUCACUGGAGAGAAGGAAGACUUGGUCUGAAGCUUGCACUUGCUCAUCAUUAGCUAGUCCUUCACUUUGCCCCCAUUAAUCAUGCCUGUGGUUUACUUACAAUGGCAAAAAGGGAUUAGGACACUUGUAAUGGAAAGGCGGUGUGCAGUUCAACAUUAACCAGAGACCUUUUCUUAUUUUGUUUGUCCUGCCUUAUUUUUAUUUGGAAGCAAGAUGACAGGCCUUUGUUUUAUAGCUAGUUUUUCAGAUUUAUUUGUCAAAGGCCAAGGGCCAUCAGUUUUGAUUUUAAUCCGUUGCAGGGGGAUGUGAUAAUGGGACCAAAGUAAACAAUUAAUUACCAUCCCCUAAUAACAUAUCAGGGAAAGUAGCUGGAAAACGAGUCAGGGUGGUUUGAAGGGAACACAAUCAGCAGUUAAACUGGGAGGUUGAAGUGGAUUCUGUGUACCUGUUAAACUAUUCCUUUACAAAAUUUAAUUUUACGGCCUUACAUAUAAAUAUAUAGGUUAUUACAGUAAAAUGUAAUCAGAAUUGCUUUGGGUAUCAGAAAUACCCAUGGGAUUGACAUUUUUACUUUUAAUAUUUAUUUAUAGCAGGGCUUUCAUGGCCAUUUUCUUGUUUUAACACUGUCAUUUUAUUUAAAAUGUGGCACAUAUUUUGUCACCAAAAGGUACCAGUUAAAAAUGUGACAUUUUUAGAUCAUUAUACAAUACAUUUCAUGUUAAUAUAGCUUGAUAGAGGCAUACAGUUUUUCCCCUUUAAGAUUUCAUAUGACAGAAGAAAAAUCUUUUCACCAGGAAUGGAAUAUCACUGUUGUAUGGUUUCAAGGUUAUUAUUACUCCAGUAAAACUGCAGGUGAAUGUUCCAUUCUGCGUUCACCUUGUGAAAUCUGAGUAAUGUUUUAUGUUAUUGUGGAUGUUUUACUAAAAUUGUAAGCUACAACAGAACAUUAUGCAGGU
Messenger RNA from Scleropages formosus (Asian bonytongue), 2807 nucleotides. It is a transcript of the gene klc3, whose product is annotated as kinesin light chain 3. Gene Ontology annotation, cellular component: cytoplasm; kinesin complex. The record is from RefSeq and is a predicted model, not a curated record. Gene Ontology annotation, biological process: microtubule-based movement. Gene Ontology annotation, molecular function: kinesin binding. The coding region runs from base 24 to 1586 and encodes 520 amino acids. The transcript is spliced from 13 exons. NCBI's taxonomy places the organism in Eukaryota, Metazoa, Chordata, Actinopteri, Osteoglossiformes, Osteoglossidae.